UGAGUUAAAUAUCCUCCCCCCACGGUGGACAGCGGACGGGACUUUGUCAGGGAGUUCUCAAGAGCCCAGCGGUGCCAGCCUCCCUUGCAAAAGUUUUUUCUUCAACAAAGGAAAUACCAGCUGAGUUGUGGGGCUGGGGUGCUGCCGGCGGUGCUCAGCCCCUUGGUGGAGGGAGGACUGUAAAAGAGAGCUGAGAAUGAGAGAGCCUUACCAUGAAAGACCUGAAGCUCUUGCUGUACACAUCAUCGAUGAGCUGUGGAGUAGUGCCUGCCUCAGAGGAUGGAUGUGAAUGUGGACUGGAACUCUGAGAAUAAUGUUCAUGACACAGGUGAGAAGCAUUCUCAUAACUCCAGGAAGACCACUAAACCAGUGUGCCACACACCUAGCCUCCAGAAGGAGGUAGAUAUGAAUUACUCACAGGCAUGCAGUCCUCAUUGCAACUCCGCUGGACCUUCAGGUAAGCAGGAGCUUCCUGCGGAGCUGCAGCAUGAAGACAAAGAAGCCUAUGAGACCUACUACCAGAAACAAGGUGAGAGUAGAGCUGGAGCCGUUGUCCCCUCCAGUACUGACUUUGACCUGCGGUGUGAAGAUAAAGGUUUGGAGCCCCGUUCCUCUGAGCAGUCCAAGAAACCACAGCGACUGUGCGACGACAGCGAAAGCACCGCUCUUGCCGACGCGUUCCAUGAGGACCUGGAGCCUGUCUCUGAGGAAGCUUCGCCGUAUCGGUGCAGGAAGUGCGGCUCCUCUUUCCAGGCCGUGAGCGAGCUGCAGGAGCACAAGCGCAGUCACCUGCUGGGAAGCUCCUACCGGUGUCCCGUCUGUGCCAAGGAGUUCUUCCGUGCGGCCAACCUGCGCAUGCACAAGCUCAUCCAUUCCAGCGACCGCCCGCACAGGUGCCCCGAGUGCGACAAGGGAUUCAUCCGCACGGCCGACGUCUGGAGGCACUUGCGCAACGUGCACAAGAUCGAGCGCUCCAUGGUCAUCCUGGGCAACGGCAUGGCCAGGAACCCCUGGUCCGUGGUGCACCGCAACCAGCACACCGUGGAGUACACCGGGCAGCCCUGCGCUGAGAGCCACAGGGCUGAGGAAGAGGACUAUAAACCUUACGCCUGUCCCACGUGCGGCAAAGGUUUCGAUAAGCCCAACCUGCUGUCCAAGCACAAGGUGAUCCACCGGCAGGACAAGCCCUACAAGUGCCAGGAAUGCGGCAUGGCGUUCGUCCAGCUGCUCAGGCUGAAGAGACACCAGCAGACGCACUCUGGGGAGCGCCCCUUCUAUUGUGAGGAGUGUGGAGGGACCUUCACCCGGCUGGCAUCGCUGCAGCGCCACCACCGCAUCCACACCGGGGAAAAGCCCUACUCUUGCGGUUACUGUGGGCACUCCUUCACCGAGUCGGGCACCCUGCGGAGGCACGAGCGCACGCACAGACCAGACAAAGCUUAACUCUUGUUCCAUUUGUGGUUGGGCUCUCCUUGGCUGCUUCUUGCCUGAACCAGGUCUGCUCGGUUGGGCUGGAGACAGCACUCCGCUGCAUGUGCUCAGGCCGGUCUGGACCUGCUUCCCAGCCAUGGCUGUCAGGGAGCACUAUGUAAUGGGUAUCUCUGGGAGUUGUACUGGUAGAGGUCGUACGUACUGGCUUUAAACUGGCUUUGUAUGAAAAGAAUAACCUAAUUACCACUGAGUCAUGAACUGUGAGACUUGAGAAGAUGGAAAUUGCUCACGUGUGCCAGCACUGCCUCAGUUUGCUGAACUGACAAUGUGUCAGCUUGAGCUUCUCACAAAGAUGCGCAGACUGUGAGACUUCUCUCUGCAGUCUUGGUCACUGGACAAAUUAGUCCUUCCCGCUCCAGUGUGAUGGUUCUUUGGCACUGGGUUUGGAGAUCUGCUGCUGCAGGUCUUUGCUACUUCAGAACAUUCCAUAGCUGUCCCUGGCAUUCUACUGAGCUUUUCUUGCCAUUGCUUAUUGGUUUUUAUUUGGAGGGGAAGUAUUGUGUUGGUUAUUUAACAGUAAAAGAACCAAAAAGCAACCACAGAACAGUUCCUUAAUAAACUCAGCAGUUUCCAGCUGUAUUCCAUGAAUGUUUCUGUCUAAGGGAGUACCUAUCCCUGAUGCACUUUCAUGGGAUCAGUUGAGUGUCUGGUAAUCAUGGAAAAAAUCUUGAUUUUUCUCUAUGAUGCUGCAUG
This is a messenger RNA of Dryobates pubescens (Downy woodpecker), 2184 nucleotides long. Its product is annotated as zinc finger protein 493. NCBI's taxonomy places the organism in Eukaryota, Metazoa, Chordata, Aves, Piciformes, Picidae. The coding region runs from base 280 to 1443 and encodes 387 amino acids. The transcript has 2 exons. Gene Ontology annotation, biological process: regulation of transcription by RNA polymerase II. Gene Ontology annotation, cellular component: nucleus. The record is from RefSeq and is a predicted model, not a curated record. Gene Ontology annotation, molecular function: DNA-binding transcription factor activity, RNA polymerase II-specific; RNA polymerase II transcription regulatory region sequence-specific DNA binding.